Monoraphidium neglectum is the source of this 153-nucleotide messenger RNA. RefSeq lists its product as hypothetical. The transcript has a single exon. Lineage: Eukaryota; Viridiplantae; Chlorophyta; Chlorophyceae; Sphaeropleales; Selenastraceae. The annotation marks the transcript as partial. The record is from RefSeq and is a predicted model, not a curated record.
AUGGUGGCGGCAAUCGUGCCGAGCGACGAUGCCGCUGAGGGCCUGGUGCGCGGCGCACUCGACAUCGUGCAGCAUCUCACCCUCACGCCGUCGCUGCGCCUGUACGACCCAAACGGCAGACACCCGAUCAGCGAGGACGGGCCGCUCCAGAAG